This is a messenger RNA of Rangifer tarandus platyrhynchus (Svalbard reindeer), 552 nucleotides long. NCBI's taxonomy places the organism in Eukaryota, Metazoa, Chordata, Mammalia, Artiodactyla, Cervidae. The record is from the annotation of a GenBank genome assembly.
AUGCGCGCAGUACCGCGAGGUCCUACGUCGCAGGGGAUCGACCCCAGGCGCCCCACUCACUGGAAGGGUCAACCUCACCCGCAGGCGCUCCGGCGCCCCCGGGGAGGGGCCGCCCCCACCACGCUCUGCUCCGGGAGAAGCGGGAAGCAGGGCGGGAGCCCCGCAGGUGCGCAGGGCGCCGCGAUGGGCGGGAGACCUCAGGGCGCGCGGCGGGGCGCGCAGGUGGAGCGGCCCAGAGCUCCGAGUUCCCCGGGGGUGGUCAAGGGUGCGAGCUGGUCCCCGGCGGCCACGCCCACCGGCCCGAACUGGGAUCGUGGGGGUCGCAGGGAACGUGUAUGGCGAGGAUGUGCUGGCGCGGCCCGGGAACAGCUUUCCUUUCGGUCGGUGACCUCAGAGGACACGCUGCCUCUGGUUCGACCCCAUCCAUCGGACCCCAGCCCGGGAGCCCGGGGCCAGGCCCGCCGAGGCCGGGGCGGUUUUUCUCUCCCUUGGGGAGGGAGGGCGGUUGGUGGCCCCGGCGUCGUUUGGUCCCCCCUCCUGGCCUCUUCCUGA